Messenger RNA from Rhea pennata, 2266 nucleotides. It is a transcript of the gene LARP7, whose product is annotated as La ribonucleoprotein 7, transcriptional regulator. The record is from RefSeq and is a predicted model, not a curated record. Bases 177 to 1964 code for a protein of 595 amino acids. Gene Ontology annotation, molecular function: RNA binding. The transcript has 13 exons. Gene Ontology annotation, cellular component: nucleus; ribonucleoprotein complex. NCBI's taxonomy places the organism in Eukaryota, Metazoa, Chordata, Aves, Rheiformes, Rheidae. Gene Ontology annotation, biological process: RNA processing.
CGCAUGCGGGCGCGGCGCCCCGGGGCUUUUCCCAGCGAGGGGCGCGCGCGUCGCGCGGGGGCCGAGGGAGGGUCAGGGUCUGCGGUGAGAGGCGAGUGCGGACGGCGCGGCCGCGGUGUCCCCGUGCGACGUGGCCUCCCGAGCCUCCACCGGCGGGCGCGGCGGCAGUUGACAGAAUGACAGGAACGGAGGCUGAAGCUACGAGAGACAAAGCCAUGGAAGAGGAAAGCACUGAACAGAAGAAAGAAAGAGAGAAAAAGAAGAGGUCAAGGGUUAAACAGGUGCUGGCAGAUAUAGCAAAACAAGUGGAUUUCUGGUUUGGAGAUGUUAAUCUCCACAAAGACAGAUUUCUCCGAGAACAAAUAGAAAAGUCUAGAGAUGGAUAUGUUGACAUUUCACUUCUUGUUUCUUUCAACAAAAUGAAAAAAUUGACUACUGAUGGAAAAUUGAUAGCUCGAGCAGUUAAAAGUUCAUCUGUUGUAGAAUUGGAUUUAGAAGGAACUAGAAUCAGAAGACGUCAACCACUGGGUGAGCAACCAAAGGAUGUGGACAGUCGUACGGUCUAUGUGGAGCUGCUUCCCAAAAAUGUUAAUCACAGUUGGAUUGAACGAGUCUUUGGAAAGUGUGGCAACGUAGUUUAUGUCAGUAUACCCCGGUAUAAAUCUAGUGGUGAUCCGAAAGGAUUUGCUUUCGUUGAAUUUGAAACUAAAGAGCAAGCAGAUAAAGCUAUUGAGUUUUUGAAUAAUCCACCAGAAGAAGCACCUCGGAAACCUGGGAUUUUCCCCAAAACAGUAAAGAAUAAGCCUGUUCCUGCGCUGAAUACAAGUAACAGCAGUGUCGUAGAGGAGAAGAAAAAGAAGAAGAAGAAGAAAUCCAAAAUGAAGAAAGAGGGCAAUGUACAGGCAGCUGUGGAAACAAAGGAAUCAAACACAAACACUACAGCAGAACAAGUACCGAAGUCAAAAAGACAUAGGACUUCAUCCGAAUGUUCAGAAAUGGAGGCAGCUGAGGCCCCCAGACAGCCCUCUAAGAGAGAGAAAAGAAAAUGUGACAGAACAGAAAGUUCUGAGGUGCCUGUGGAAAACAGGCCAGUGAAGAGAAAAAGAAGCAGCUCUGGAGAUGCUGAGGCAUCAAGUGUAAAAGUCAAGAAAACACUUCAGAAGGAUGAAGUUCAUACUGUUAAAGAGGAAACAACAGAAGUUAAGAAAGAUCCCAAUGAAGUUUCUGCAGAGGAUGACAAAGAGGCUGAUAAGAAAGACACAUCCCUUUCAAAAUCUAAAAGGAAGCAUAAGAAAAAACACAAAGAAAGGCACAAAAUGGGUGAAGAAGUCAUUCCACUCAGAGUACUCUCAAAGAGUGAGUGGAUGGAUUUGAAGCAAGAAUAUUUGGCCCUUCAAAAAGCCAGUAUGGCCUCCUUAAAGAAAACAAUGUCUCAAAUCAAAUCUGAGCCUACGGGAGAAAUGGAAACAGACAUUUGUGCACAGAAAAAGCCUCAGCCUAAAAAUGGCAAAUCCACCAGUGAAGACUCUGCCCCUCCUGCCAAGGCUAACACAAUGGGGCCCCAGUUUGUAAGUGGAGUAAUUGUGAAGAUCAUUAGCACGGAGCCCCUGCCAGGCAGGAAGCAGAUCAAGGAUGCUUUGACCAUGAUGGCUGAUGUUGCUUAUGUUGACAUGCUGGAGGGAGAUACAGAAUGUCAUGUCCGUUUUAAUACUCCUGAAGAUGCACAGACUGUUAUAAAAUCAUACAAAGAAAUACAAAUUAAAAACAACUGGAAAUUUGAAGUCCUUGCUGGUGAUCAUGAGCAACGGUACUGGCAGAAGAUUCUGGUGGACAGACAAGCUAAACUUAACCAGCCUCGAGAAAAGAAGCGGGGUACUGAGAAACUGAUUGCCAAAGCAGAACGAAUGAGACUUGCAAAGACUCAACAGGCAACUAAACAUAUUCGCUUCUCUGAAGAUAACUAACCAAGACUGACUGCAAUCUUGAAAGUGAUUUAGGAGAGGAAAAAAAAACAACACUGGCUACAGCAAUUAAACUAUUUUCAAGAAGAUAUAAAAACUGGUCCAUUUGCUUCGUAAUUCUGCAGACUGCAAGUAUGAAUUCCCAUUUUUUGAUAGGCUGAAUGUUUACUGCUUCUGAGCCUUUAGGUGAAGCUUUCUUGGGGGGGAAGUAUGAAAAGAAAUCUUGCUUUAGUUUCUUUUCUUUUCUUUUUUUUUGUAUGUUGACAUUUUAUACACUAGGUUAUAAAAUAAAAUGCUCAAGAAAA